UACCUAAAUUGCUUAUAUAUGGCAUUUAUCUUCUAUCUAGUGAGAUGGUUGAUGACUUUCAAAAUGGUAAGGGAAAAUAGGGACCAUACUUUGGGUGAAUGGCAGGAUAGAUAAUUAAGAUAAUAAAGUCGGUGGUUUGACAUCUCACCAAGGCAAAAGCAAUAAUCCUGCACUGAUUUCAUUACUGCUUUAGAUAUUGGACCUGAGAAUAGACUCUGGCAACACGAGCCUAAAGAAUAGCUUCUAAAGUCAACAUAUAAAAUGUAACAUGUACUGAUAGUUUGAAAUAGUUCCAGAUACUUCAACAAGCCUGUGAGGGUGGCCAGUUAGUAUUCUUUUCUAUUGGUAUGACUUGUCCAAACUAUCACAUGGCUGAGUGUUGACAGAGCCAACCCUAGAACCCAGGACUCUUCUAAUGAAGUACUCUAGCUAGUCAGAUAUUCAGAAUUUCUUGGGAAAUGAUCAGAAAAAAAAGAUGUAGGGACUAAUUCAAGGUCGCACUGUCAUAAUAGAUGUGAAUUGUUUGAUUUUAAAAAAGAUAUGAGCAAGUUCAGAAUGAAAUAUUUAGCAUUCCUCUUGUCUUAGUCUAAAUGUGUCAGUAAUGGUAAAUAGAUAAGAUUGGAGUGAAGCAAAUAAUGGCUGGUGAGGAUAUUAACAAUGUUUGCAUCUCAUUAAGCUACUGAGAAAUCUGUUUUGGACGUCUGUACUUUAAGCAAAAUGUGAAGAACUUUAGGAUACAGAAGAAAAUCAAAUAUGGAUCAUUUUGAUGAAAGAUGUAACAAUUUGGAGAAAACCUUCAGAAGAAUUUAAUGGAUACCUGGUAGGUACUGAAUCAAGCGCCAUUUAUGGAAUAGUACAUCCUUUCCCUACUGAUACGUAGUGCCACCUUUGAAAUAUGUCGAGUUCUGCUAUUAUUCAUGAGUCAAACCUCUGUGUGCUAUUCCUGGGUGACCUAUUUUCCUGUUCCUGUAAAAAAGUUUUUGAAAGUCAGAGUAAAAAUAUGUGCAUACUAAUAACAUGUUAGAGCCUAACUGAGAAAAGAACAGCAUGCAGAAUAAAUGAAGCUCGAGUGUUGUAUGGACUGUUUUCGGCUACACCGUAACAUGAAGUUUCAAAGCCCAAGGUGCUAUAGAUGACAGCGUCAAUAGUGUCAUAGACCAUAUACGCCCAGGUCCCUGUCGCUUGGAUUGGGACAGCUUAAUGACUUCAAUGGACAUUUUGGAACACUUUGAAGAGAAUUGCUGUGUGAUACGUUACACUACUGCUGGUCAGCUUUGGAAUAUAAUUUCCCCAAGAGAGUUUGUUGAUUUCUCCUACACUGUGGGCUAUGAAGAAGGGCUUUUGUCCUGUGGGCUAAGUGUUGACUGGAGUGAAAAGAGACCAGAAUUUAUUCGUGGAUAUAACCAUCCUUGUGGUUGGUUUUGUGUUCGACAUAAAGACAAUCCACACCAGAGUCUUUUGACAGGCUACAUUCAGACGGAUCUGCGCGGGAUGAUUCCUCAGUCUGCGGUAGAUACAGCCAUGGCCAGCACUUUAGUCAACUUCUACGGUGAUUUACAAAAAGCCCUACAAAAGGCAUAAUACAUUUAAACUUGUAGUACGAUAGUCCCCCAAAUCAACUUUUUCUCUCAGCUGCAUGGCCUGUGAAAAUCAUCCUUUCCUCUCUUCUUUGUAGCCUAUAGAAAAAUUUGAGAUGAUUUGCUGGUUUAUUUUAUUCCUAAAGUAAAUAGUUAUCUAAGAGAGGGCAUUUCCAUUUUCUUAGACACUGACUGCCACACUGUUUGGUACAGCAUUGUGUCUAAGCAUGGAGAAUAUGACCCACAUCCGUGAAGGUGUAGGUAUACUUCUUUGACCUGAACUCUUAAGAAACUGAAUACUGCCUCAGUAUGAAUAUUUUGGCUACUUGGAAAUUGGAGAAAGCACAAGCUUCAUGUUGUUAGUUAAAAUCCCUGUUUUAGAGUUUUAGGAACAUUUUCUAAGUUUUAACUAUUUUUGGAAGCUAAAUAUUAGUGCUUUACUUUUGGUAUGCUCUAUGAAUUUGCCAGUAUCUUGGACUAAAGCAAAAACUAUAUUUUAUACAGGUGAACUUCAUUGUCAGGUGACUUGUACUACUUUAAGUAUUGAAAAAAUCAAAGAAUAGAUAACAGUAGUAUAGAUACAAUUCAAAUACAAUUGUUUUGACACCUAGAUAACAUUCUUUUGUGGAUAUCUUUAAAAAUGUAUUUGUAUCUUUCUGUGCGUUUCUUUUGGAAGGCCUAAAAAAGCAUUUAUGCAUGGCUAAACCAGUACAAAGAAGUGCCAAAUAUGUGCUGGGGACACCACAUUGAUUGGAUUGUAUGAACUGGUUGGUGGUACCCUAUAUUCACACAACAGCAAAUUGUCUAGAAAUCAAAUUCAGUGAGUGUUUUGUUCAUGUUUUAGUUUAGUUUUGUUUUGUUUUAAAUUAGCCCUCAAGAAAUAGCUUUUAAUUCUUAGAAGUAUGCGAUAUUCUGUAGGAAAAUAAUCAGAUUUUCAGUCUUUCUCAUGUGAUCCAUGUUCAGAUUUCAGUUUUAAAGUAUCUUUCACCUCAUAAAGUAUUACUAAGUACAUCAUAAAUAUUCACAGCUGUGAUAUAACUUCAGUCUGGAACUUUAACAAAUACAUUCAUAGAUUUGUCCACAUGCCUGGAUGAGUCAUUUUAUAACAAGCAUGGACUAUAAUAGGUCCCUUAAUCUGUGGCUGCCUUAAAUGAACAUUCCUGAAUGAUUUUAACAUUCCAGAUGAUUCUUUGGCUUUUGAAUAACCACCUGGUUUACUUCUAAAAUGAGACCUGAGGUGACUCAGUAUAUCCAUGCAAAUGUUUGUAUUUAUGUUUGUGUUUGGGCACACGUCUUGAAAUCUUAUCUUCCUGUUCAAUGUGAGUUCUUUAUAUGGUACUUACUGUAUCCAUGGUUUUGUUUCUUCUUCUUUUUUUUUUGAUUAAUUUUUUUAUACUCUAUAUUUUAUAUUCUAGUAUUCUGUCUAGGAUGGUGAAUGCCAGCAGAUGUCCAAUUAUAUGGUGCCCAGAUCGGGUGAGGGAUUUGCAGUAAGAUUGCCUGAGCUGGGUACCCCUAAAGCAAAUAAACUGUCCACUCAGUGACUCUAAUGUUCUCUCUGUCUUUUUCAACUUAUACCUCCAAUUAGUGACUACAUAAUCUACUGCUGAAUUGGACCCAUUGCCUGUAAAAGGACCUUCACGGAAGAAUUUUUGUUGCAAUACUGAGUCAUAUGAUAGGUUGAAAAAUAAUAUUUGAAUUGCCUGAAAUUUAUAUGCAGCUUCUAGAUGGCACUUUAGAUCUGGCUGGUCUCUAGUUGGCACUUUUUUUUUGAAAAAAACAGCUUUAUUGAGGUAUAAUUUACAUGCUGUACAACUUAACUGGCUGGAAGUAUACAAUCCAGUGAUUUUUGAAUACAUUUAUAGUUGUGCGGUCAUCACCACAAUCCAGUUUUAGAACAUUUCUAUCAACCAAAAAGACUCCUUUUGCCUGUUUGCAGACUCCUGUCUAACCAAAGUUUAGCACAGUUGCCAAUAUACAGAAGAUGAAAAAGAUUAGAGUAGGUUUUAUCUGGUUUUGUUUUUAAGCGUAGAGGCAUAGUUGAUUCUAAGCUCAGGCCUUUUGUGGUAAUAUAUUAAAUAUGUUAUCUCAAAUACCGUAAUUAUACAAAAAUUUAAUGAAUGGGUUGGGAUUAAUAUUAAACAUAUAAUUGAAUCUGCUAUUUCUGUAGCAGUGCUAUAGAAUAGAAAAAUAAUGUGAGCCAUAUACUAUGUAAUUUAAAAUUUUCUAGCAGUCACAUUAAAAAAGAUAAAACAGCUGGUGUUAAUUUUAAUAAUAUAAUUUAUUUAACUCAGUAGAUCCCAACUAUUACCAUUUUACCAUGUAAUCAAUGUAAACACUCAUUAGGAUAGUUUAUAUUCUUCUUCUGUACUAAUUCCUUGAAAUCUGGUGUGUAUUUUACUAAUUUGGAUUAGCCACAUUUUAAGUUUGCAUUAUCCACAUCAGGCCAGUGGCCUGCAUUGAAUAGCACAGAUCUGUAGUAUAUGAAUUAAUUUGUCUUUUUAUAAUAUAAAGUAAUGCAUUUCAUGGAAUUACUCUCUUAAAUACAAAAUGUUUUCUGGUCUCUGGAGCCUUGAGUGCUUGCUAAAUGGGGACUUCUGAACAUUAGAAAUAAAUUAGUUUGUAGUUGUUAAUAAAAUAUUAUAGCCAAAAAAACUUUUCCUUGAAAGAUGACCCCUUUCAGGGGGCAGUGAAUGAAACAAAAAAAUAUAAUCUGCCUUGUUAGGUGGUUGAUUAUUUUUUUUAGCUUAUAGCUAGUUUGCAUCAGAAACCUAUUUAUGCAGGAAAUAUUGGCAUAGUACUGUUUUCAGUACACAUUACCUAUUUUUUUAAGGACAUAGUUUCAUACAAAAAAAUCAUAAGUUAUCAUAAGUGAUACUUUUGCAUGAAGUUUUAGUUUGUAUUGAUAACUCUUGAUUAACCCUUGAAGUUUAAUGCAAUACUUAGCAAAAAUAAUUGCGGGAACUUAGUGUCUGCAGUGAUGUAUAAUAUGAACUGCUAGAGUGUCUUCAUUUUACUGUUCAUCGAGGUUGGAUGUAUUUGAAAUUGUAGAUUUCUACAUGUAAAAUUAUCUCCCAGUAAAAAUAAUUUUCUUUCUUUUCCUCUCUCCUCCUCCUUUCUUUACUGAAAGGCUUAUUAUCAGCACUCAGGUUGAAUUAAAUUCACAUCUCAAACUAAAAAUUCUGCAGUUGAGGUUGCCUCUGGGGAAGAUAGGAAAACAUUGCACAAUUUAAGCCCUUAAUUGUAUAUUGAGCUUUUGGGUAUGAGUAAUUUCCUUUGAUGUAGAUAAGAGCUUUACCUAUUGACUCAAGAGCACACUGGCGUCCUUAGAAUCAGUGGUUAAAAUCCAGAUCCUUUUACUUACAUGGAUACUGCAGCUGUCUCCACCUUACGGGUAAAUUUUGAAACCCAGAGAAGUUAGGGGACUUUACCAGGUUUCCAUCAGAAUGGGUGUCAGAUAAUCACUUGUGUGGUGUAUCUCCAUUGCCUUUCUUACUUAACAGCUCCUAGAAGGUGGGAUCUGAGCAUACCAGAAACAUAGGAAGUUGGAAUUUUAAUUUCUUCAUAAUUUUGUUGUUUCCAAAGAUUUUACAUGUAUAAAUAAAAGUUCAUCUCAUACAAUUCAAUAAAAGCUGUACUAUAUAUAGAUUUUAUUUUUUAAGAAGUUUAUAAUUCUUUUAUGAGCCAAUAUGUAAAACUCGAACCUUUAAUAAACUAAAAGCAUGUUUUAAUAUAAGCUGUAUUUAUUUUUAAAUUGCUAUGAAAAAUAUCAGAAUAAAUUACUAGACACUCUUAUCACUGAUACGGUCUGAGUUGCUUUAACCUUCAAUACUGAAAAACAGUUUCAUAUGUGUGAACUUAAAAUAUGUAAUUUAACUUCCUAUAUUCUUACAAAAGAAAAAUAUAAACUGGAAAAUAGCGAUUAAUAACUCAUCUGCUAACCUCUCAGCAAAGCCUCAUAGAAUAUUAGCCCAAAUACUGCUGACUUUUGAUUUGCUUUUAUGUAGCCGGGAUGAUGAUGAAUGUGUUCUUCCCUUACUACGGCAACAUAUAC
Messenger RNA from Zalophus californianus (California sea lion), 5628 nucleotides. RefSeq names its product StAR related lipid transfer domain containing 4 (gene STARD4). Gene Ontology annotation, biological process: cholesterol import; cholesterol transport involved in cholesterol storage; intracellular cholesterol transport. Gene Ontology annotation, molecular function: cholesterol transfer activity; cholesterol binding. The record is from RefSeq and is a predicted model, not a curated record. The coding region runs from base 1201 to 1581 and encodes 126 amino acids. The transcript is spliced from 6 exons. Lineage: Eukaryota; Metazoa; Chordata; Mammalia; Carnivora; Otariidae. Gene Ontology annotation, cellular component: cytosol; endoplasmic reticulum.